UUAUUUUACAAAUAAACAGAUGGAGAAAAAUGUUAACUUUAUUUUCUGAAGCUCUCUCCUUUAUAGCGAGCUUCUUCUCUCUGGGUUUAGGGUUCCCGGUAGUGUUGCAACGACGUUGAGCGCUUUGUACCUUUAUCGCCCUCAUCUGACUUAGAGAUGGAGAUCAUGCCAAGAGAGAAUGAUAACGCUUUGUCAGCUCCUACCCCCAUGGAGUUGUCAACUUUCCCAGGACCUGGUCCCUACGGGAAGCAGCGGACAUCGAGCUUGGAAGCACCUAUCAUGCUGCUAACUGGACAUCCGAGUGCUGUCUACACCAUGAAGUUCAACCCAUCGGGAACUCUGAUUGCAUCUGGUUCACAUGACAGAGAGAUCUUUCUCUGGAGGGUUCACGGGGACUGCAAAAACUUCAUGGUUCUGAAAGGUCACAAGAACGCUAUCCUCGAUCUUCACUGGACCAGCGACGGCUCCAUGAUUGUAUCGGCAAGUCCGGAUAAAACUGUGAGGGCGUGGGAUGUUGACACUGGGAAACAAGUCAAGAAGAUGGCUGAGCAUUCCUCCUUUGUGAAUUCCUGCUGUUCUACGCGUAGAGGACCUCCGCUUAUCGUCAGUGGAUCUGAUGAUGGAACCGCCAAGCUCUGGGACAUGCGUCAGAGAGGAGCCAUUCAGACGUUUCCUGAUAAAUACCAGAUCACAGCAGUGAGCUUCUCUGAUGCAGGUGAUAAGAUUUUCACUGGCGGUGUGGACAACGAUGUUAAAGUCUGGGACUUGCGAAAAGGGGAAACCACCAUGACGCUGGAGGGACAUCAGGAUACGAUCACGGGGAUGAGCUUAAGUCCAGACGGUUCCUACCUUCUCACCAAUGGAAUGGACAACAAGCUCUGCGUGUGGGACAUGCGUCCUUACGCUCCGCAGAACCGGUGUGUGAAGAUCUUUGAAGGGCAUCAGCACAACUUUGAGAAGAACCUGCUCAAGUGUUCGUGGUCACCUGAUGGUACCAAAGUCACUGCUGGUAGCGCAGACCGUAUGGUUCAUAUUUGGGACACAACCACUCGGCGCAUUCUCUACAAGCUCCCAGGCCAUAAAGGAUCGGUCAAUGAGUGUGUGUUUCACCCCACUGAGCCUAUCAUUGGUUCUUGCAGCAGCGAUAAAGAUAUCUACCUGGGAGAGAUCUGAAAGUUUUAAAGCUGUGUGAGACAAUUUGCAAACUAAAUUUGAAUUUAAAGUCUUUAGAUUCAACAAUGUGUUUUAAGACAUUUUGCUUAUUGAGAGAGACAAACUAAACAUUGCUCUUUGCUACAAGUACUAGUAAUCAAGAAGAACUGUUAUCUCUUGCUA
Raphanus sativus (radish) is the source of this 1335-nucleotide messenger RNA. RefSeq lists its product as uncharacterized. Bases 157 to 1173 code for a protein of 338 amino acids. Lineage: Eukaryota; Viridiplantae; Streptophyta; Magnoliopsida; Brassicales; Brassicaceae. Gene Ontology annotation, molecular function: RNA binding; protein binding. Gene Ontology annotation, cellular component: catalytic step 2 spliceosome. The record is from RefSeq and is a predicted model, not a curated record. The transcript is spliced from 2 exons.